Zingiber officinale is the source of this 2459-nucleotide messenger RNA. RefSeq names its product UDP-glucose 4-epimerase GEPI48-like. Bases 187 to 2076 code for a protein of 629 amino acids. The transcript is spliced from 9 exons. Gene Ontology annotation, molecular function: RNA binding; UDP-glucose 4-epimerase activity. Lineage: Eukaryota; Viridiplantae; Streptophyta; Magnoliopsida; Zingiberales; Zingiberaceae. The record is from RefSeq and is a predicted model, not a curated record. Gene Ontology annotation, cellular component: cytosol. Gene Ontology annotation, biological process: galactose metabolic process; rRNA processing.
AUCCCGUGUCUGGGCCCGGACAGCGGAGCCGCGUUUCCGACCGUCAGCUAUGACCAGCUGGAGAAAAUUCCAUAACCUACCAACCCAAAUCCGCCACGUGCGCUCUACGAUAUUUUAUUGUAAGAGCGAAUAAUUCCCGGAAUAUUUAUUUUUUCCCCUCGGUUGUUGACGCUUCUAGGACAGCGCAUGCCCGGGCCGGUGACCAUGGCGGUUAGGAAUCAGAGUGCCCCGCGGGUAUAUAUACCUGCCUCCAUCGGUCCUGGGUUCCAGUUCCACGCCCCCUUCUCUCCUGCCUCCCCCUCUCCGAUUCCCUUCGCGCGGAGGGAUUCCGAGGACUCCUGUGCUCGUCGUCCUCGCUCCGUCGGCCUGAUGCCUUCUUCUCCGUUCGUGGGGCGCACCAUUCUCGUGACCGGAGGGGCCGGGUACAUCGGCAGCCACACGGUGCUGCAGCUCCUGAAAGGGUGUUUCCGCGUCGUCGUGGUGGAUAACCUGGAUAACUCAUCGCUGGUCGCAGUGGAGCGGGUUAGAGAGCUCGCCGGAGAGUUUGGCAAGAACCUUGCGUUCCAUCGGGUUGAUCUUCGAGACAGGAAAGCACUGGAGAAAAUUUUUUCAUCAAACAAGUUUGAUGCUGUUAUACACUUCGCUGGACUAAAAGCUGUUGGUGAAAGUGUUAAAGAACCUUUACUUUAUUACAAUAACAACCUCAUCGGCACAAUCAAUUUACUUGAAGUAAUGGCUGAAAAUGGAUGCAAAAAGCUGGUAUUCUCCUCAUCAGCAACUGUUUAUGGGUGGCCCAAGGAGGUACCCUGUACAGAAGAAUUUCCUCUAAGUGCAAUGAACCCAUAUGGACGAACCAAGCUUAUGACUGAAGAUAUCUGUCGUGAUAUCUGUCAAAGUGACGGUGAAUGGGAUGUAAUACUGCUAAGAUAUUUUAAUCCUGUUGGAGCACAUCCCAGUGGAUACAUUGGUGAAGAUCCUCAAGGAAUUCCUAAUAAUCUCAUGCCUUUUGUACAACAAGUAGCCGUUGGAAGAAGAUCUGUCCUUACAGUAUAUGGAAAUGAUUAUUCAACUAAGGAUGGCACUGGGGUAAGGGACUACAUUCAUGUGGUUGAUUUAGCCGAGGGACAUAUUGCAGCCCUGCAGAAGAUAUUUGAGGGUUCUAAGAUAGGAUGUGAAGUCUAUAAUCUAGGAACUGGGAGAGGGACAUCGGUUCUUGAGAUGGUAGCAGCUUUUGAGAAGGCUUCUGGAAAGAAAAUUCCUUUGCUCAUGGCUGCACGGCGACCAGGUGAUGCUGCAAUUGUUUACGCAUCCACUGCCAAAGCAGAGAAGGAACUACGUUGGAAGGCUAAGUAUGGCAUUGAAGAGAUGUGUCAAGAUCAAUGGAAUUGGGCUAGCAAAAACCCAUGGGGGUUUGGAUCACCCGAGACUGCUAAUGAAAAUCAACCUACUUGUAGAUUACCUGAAACUACAAAUGCAAAGCACCAUACUGGUGGAUUGCCUAAGAUUAUUAAUGGAAAGCAUCAUAUUCAUCAUGAAUCACUAGAGAGUUCUUACUGGAAACCCACCGCUGUUGGAUUGACUGCAAUAGCUAAUAAGAAGCAUGCCACUUGUGAUUUGGCUGCUGUUGCUAAUGGGAAGUAUGCUUCUUAUGGACCAACUGAAACUACCAGUAAGAAGCAUGUUAGUUGUGGUCCAACUGAAACUACCAGUAAGAAGCAUGUUAGUUGUGGACCAACUGAAACUACUAAUGUGGAGCACGUUACUCUUGGAUCAUUUGAGACAACUAAUGAGAAUUGCCCAAUUUAUGUGUUACCUAAGAAUGGGAAACACUUCACAUUUGGAUCGUUCAAGAAUGGUCACCACCAGCAGCCUAUUUAUGGAUUGUCUGAGAUUGCUAAUGGGAAGCACAUUACUUUCGGAUCAUUUGAGGAUGCAAGGGGAAAGCACCAUGUUGAUAGAUCACCUGAGGUUGCCAGUGGAAAAGACCUUAACUAUGGAUUGUUUGGCACGAACAAUGGGAAUCACCUUAGUUUCGAAGUGCCAAAGCUUCUCAACAGAGAACCUAUUUUCCAGUAGUGUCAGUUCUUGAAUGGAUCCAGAAAAUACAUAUUCUCAGUGAAAAACUUCCGGACAGUCAGUUAUUCCCGACACCACAAGUAGCGAUGACUAAUCGACGAUUUGAUUUGAUAUAGAGGCAGCAUAGAUCCAGAUGAUAUUGAUUCUUAAGUUAGGUGUCUAUUUGUGAAUAGGCAUGCUUCUAUGAUUGAAGUAGCAGUAUAAUUAAAGGUACCAUUAUUUUGUUCUUUCUUUGAGGUCCAUUCUUUGUUGCCCUUGCUGGCUUGUGUCAUCUUAUUAGACUAGCAUAAGACCUGAUAUUCGCAACCAUUAUUUGUAAAUUUUCUAUUUGAUCUUAUCCACAGUUGGGCAGUUGCUACCUUAAUACAAUUUGAUGAUGAUGA